AUGAAGGUCGCCGCAGCUUUCACCGGCCUCCUGGCCACCGCACUCGCGGCGCCUGCUCCCGAACCUGUCCUGAUGCCACGAAGUGCCAACAUCAACUACGUCCAGAACUACAACGGCAACCUCGGUGACUUCACCUACAGCGAGAGUGCCGGAACUUUCUCUAUGUACUGGGAGGAUGGAGUGAGCUCCGAUUUCGUCGUUGGUCUGGGCUGGACCACUGGCAGCUCUGCCUCCAUUACCUACUCAGCUAGCUACAGCGCCUCUGGCUCGGGCUCCUAUCUCGCCGUGUACGGCUGGGUCAACUCUCCCCAGGCUGAGUACUACAUCGUCGAAGACUACGGCGAUUACAACCCUUGCAGCGCAGCUACAAGCCUUGGUACGGUAACCUCUGAUGGAGCCACCUACCAGGUCUGCACCGACACCCGGACCAACGAGCCAUCCAUCACGGGAACGAGCACGUUCACGCAGUACUUCUCUGUUCGAGAGAGCACGCGUACUUCUGGUACGGUGACGGUUGCCAACCAUUUCAAUUUCUGGGCGGAGCAUGGCUUCGGCAACAGCAACUUCAAUUAUCAGGUCGUGGCUGUUGAGGCUUGGAGUGGUGAAGGCAGCGCUAGUGUCACCAUUUCUUCUUAG
Messenger RNA from Penicillium verhagenii, 636 nucleotides. RefSeq names its product glycoside hydrolase family 11 protein. Bases 1 to 636 code for a protein of 211 amino acids. NCBI's taxonomy places the organism in Eukaryota, Fungi, Ascomycota, Eurotiomycetes, Eurotiales, Aspergillaceae. The record is from RefSeq and is a predicted model, not a curated record. Gene Ontology annotation, biological process: xylan catabolic process. Gene Ontology annotation, molecular function: hydrolase activity, hydrolyzing O-glycosyl compounds. The transcript has 2 exons.